UUUAUAUACCUACCUAUUAGAUUGAUUGAAAGAAGCAAAGCGUAUUAGAGAAAGAAAUUAAUUAAGAGAAAUUUUAACAAUUUUGACGAUGAAUUCCAGCCGCUCCACGUCCAGCUCGUCGUCUGGUAGCACCUCCAGCAGCGGAAGUACUAGUUGCUCCGACACUACAGGCUCUUCUUCGGAUACCGAAACAUCUUCAAGUGGUGGACAUGACAACAAACCAAAACUUCCCACAACAAGGCGCAAAAGUUCCGAAAAGGGAACAGGACAUCAAAAUGAGAUGGAUAUGAAAACACCCUCUAAAGGCAAUCCCCCAAAUGGCGGGACAAAAUCGAAUAAACCCUGUUCAUAUUCCAGUGACGAAGAUACACCACCAACUAAGAAGCCUGUAAAGAGAACAAGCACAACAUCAACAACUACACCAACGACAACGGCCAGCCAACAGCGUAGAAAGAAUUCUGGGACAUUUACUCUAACUGCAUCCAAGUUACAAUCCCAGGCGAAUAAAACGACAGCCGCUCAGGCAGAAGAUGUUGCCAUCAAUGAAAAUAAGACUCCCAAAAUCGUCUCAGAACAAAAGGAAAAGCCACAACCGGUGGUGGCGCAGAUUCCAGAAUCAGAAAAGCCAACAACGUCAGGAACUGGCACUGCUAAACGUAAACCAAAUGAACCACCGCUGACCAAGGCAGCAGCAAAGACAUCGAACAAUAACUGUCCUCCCGAACCCACUAUCAAAGGUAAACAACCACCAGCCAAACGUAGCAAUGGACCUCCUCCCCCAAAGAGUACUCCAACAGCGGCAAAGAAAAAGUGUUCCGAUGAGUCUGAAUAUGAUAGCAUUUCAGGAUCGGAAGAUGAGACCAGCACAACAAGUAGUGAGACUGAUAGCAGUGAUACAUCAUAUUCCUCGAAGGCGGGAAGAGGCAAGCGGGCAAAGGCCAGACUUCAGGCGGCCAAGAACAAAAAUGACCUAUCCAACUCGGAUGAUGCCGGUAAUGCUCCCAAAGACGUAAAGAAUAGAAAACUUACACGAUCACUGAGCAAUAGACGUUCCCAGCAGCAGUUGAAAUCAUCAGCUGGUGCAGGACAAUUUUGUACGGAUAGUGAGUCGGAGAUCGUCAAUGGGGAAUCUGGAAAGCGCGGCCAUUGUAAGACACCAACAAAGAAGGCCUACCUUGGCUUGGGUGGUAGUUUGAGUAAAUGCACUGUGAAGAAAGAGGCCACAAACAACAACGGAUUUGCUCACAUGCCACGGGCGCCGUCUCCACCGCAACAUGAGAAACGUUGUCCUGUUGAAGGCUGUGAUUCUUCGGGACAUUUAAGUGGCAAUUUGGAUCGUCAUUUUCUUCCUGAAGCCUGCCCCAUUUACCACAACAUGUCUGUCUCUGAAUGUAAAGAGAGGGCCAAUGAACGUAAGUUGCGAGAGGAAGCCCGGGCCAAGUUUGCAUCGAAUACCAAUAAUUUGGAUGGACAAAAAAUGGUGCCAUUUUCCAAACAUACUCAAACGCCAGAACAGAGGGAAUUCUAUAAUAGAAUCAAGGAAUCGCGGGCUCGCUUCAAGCCAAUUGCCGAAGCUGUGAACAGUGACAAAGUAAAAUUGGAGAAAGACUGCAAUGAUGAUGAUCGUGAAGCGAAUUUAGUGGGUCUAGUGCCAGACUAUGAUUUACAACUGUUUCGGGACGCCCAGGCUUUGGCCAGUGAGAAAAUAGAGGAGGAAGUGAAAGACUUACCCAUUGGCAAGGGCAUCAAGUACAUUACCAUGGGAAAAUACAAAAUGAAAGUGUGGUAUCAAUCACCCUAUCCGGAAGAUGUUUCUCGCCUGCCACAGAUGUACAUUUGCGAAUUUUGCUUGCGUUACCAAAAAUCAGAGACCGGCAUUAAACGCCAUGCACAGAAGUGUGUUUGGCGUCAUCCUCCCGGUGAUGAAAUUUACCGCAAGGGCAAGCUCCAAGUUUGGCAAGUCGAUGGAAAACGUCACAAGCAAUACUGUCAACAUUUAUGUCUUUUGGCGAAAUUCUUUUUGGAUCACAAAACCCUCUACUAUGACGUUGAGCCGUUCCUGUUCUAUAUCAUGACCUUGGCCGACAGCGAUGGAUGUCAUAUAGUGGGAUACUUCAGUAAAGAAAAGAAUUCCUUUUACAAUGUGUCCUGCAUACUUACCCUGCCGCCAUAUCAAAGGAAAGGUUACGGAAGAUUACUCAUCGAUUUCAGUUAUCUUCUGACCAGGGUGGAGGGAAAAAUAGGUUCGCCCGAAAAACCCCUCUCGGAUUUGGGAUUAAUCUCAUAUCGUUCGUAUUGGAAAGAUGUACUGCUGGAGUAUUUAUGCAAUCGCACAGGAAAUACUUUAAGUAUUAAAGAUGUGUCACAGGAAAUGGCCAUUUAUUCAUAUGACAUUGUCAGCACUCUGCAAGCUCUGGGUAUGAUGAAGUACUGGAAAGGCAAACAUAUUGUGCUCAAAAAACAGGAUGUCCUGGACGACUAUGAAGAACGCAUCAAACGGCGUGGCACUUUCCCCAAAAUCGAUGAGAGCUGUUUGCGUUGGAUUCCCUUUGUGCCGGCACAGAACAAUAGCUCCCCCUGAAAAAGGGUUAUUCCUAACUAUGAUUAAGUCUUUAUUUUGUCUGUUACACAAUGCUACAUAAUUUGAGAAAAUCUUCGAAUAAUUUCAAAGUGGAAGUAUUUGAAGAAAAAUAAUAGUUUUUAUAUUCGAAAACAAAUGAACAACAACACAGUUACUUGAAAACUAAUGCGACACUUUACAAUUUUCAAUGUAGCACUGUGUAAUUAUUUUUAUUGUCGCCCACUCUCUCUCUCUCUCCUGUUCUUCAUUUUUCCAAACGAUUAUUAUUUAUUGUUUGUUUUUUGUUGUUUUUUCGGCUGGUAUGUAACCAAAAGAACCAAUUGUGAAUUUGAUGAACAAAAGAAAUAUUUAACUUUAAGGUCACAACACAAUAUCCUCCCAUGUUCCUCGACUCCACUCCACUUCACUCCAUUGCACUGCACUGCCCCGUACCCAGCAACAACCACACAUUUGAGUUUCUUUAUUUGUUUCUUUGUUCGCUUUACAUGGAUGGUGUAUUGCUUGCAUUCAAUGGAAGCUUUAGUCAGACACCAAUCGUUCGCUGGACAAACAGAGAGGCAAGCAGGCAGGCAGGCAAGAAAGCAAAUGGACGAACAAUGAACAGAUACAUCAUCGAAAAGCACACACAAAGCAAAGCACUGAACAGUGGUGCUGAGAAUUUGGCAGUGAUUAGUCACACAUGCGCUUAUUCAGGUACAUGCCGACCAACCCGAUGUACAUCUACUUAUGUACCCACUCGUACACAUGGAUUGUUGGUACAUAAACGCCUGCCUGCCUGCCUGCAUAUAAGUACAUCACCGCUAGCUCACUUGCUGCACAUGGGUUUCUCCUACAUUGUUGUUGACUGCUGCACGAAAUGAAACAUUGGUUUCAAGUCAGUUCAUUCCUCCCCGCUGUCUUUCUCCUCCUACGGGUUCGGUUUCAUGUCUCUUUCAACUUUUGCCGGUUUUUACAAAUUUUCUUCGUGCUGCAGUCCGCCCAAAAACUAUCAAAGUUGCAGCUCAGAACUUAUAGUAUAUAAUAAAAAUAUUGUUACAUAGCGUCGAUACAUACCUACAUAUACCCCGUAUACAUAUACUACAUACAAAUAUAUAUACUUAUGAUUAUAUAGUAAAAUGAAAUAUAACUAACUAACAACAAAAACAUAAAAUAGUAUAAAGAAAGCCGAAACUCACUCUUUAGGUGUAGAUUUUUACAGGAACAGCAACAAAAAGACAUUUUGUAAAUUCAUUCGUUGAUAUUUUUCAGCAAAUAAAUAAAUAAUAGUAAUAAAAUUAUAAGAACUAUUGUAAA
This is a messenger RNA of Musca domestica (house fly), 3874 nucleotides long. It is a transcript of the gene chm, whose product is annotated as histone acetyltransferase KAT7. Bases 89 to 2581 code for a protein of 830 amino acids. The transcript is spliced from 6 exons. NCBI's taxonomy places the organism in Eukaryota, Metazoa, Arthropoda, Insecta, Diptera, Muscidae. Gene Ontology annotation, molecular function: zinc ion binding; histone acetyltransferase activity. Gene Ontology annotation, biological process: regulation of DNA-templated transcription. Gene Ontology annotation, cellular component: nucleus. The record is from RefSeq and is a predicted model, not a curated record.